GUUUUUCCUUGUGGUUAUGUUUUUUUCUAAAAAACAAUAAUGAAGGUAAGGCUCAAGAGCCCGAUAAAUUUUCUCAUUUUAUUUGGAUUAGUGAAAAUUGUAGUUGCAGAAGAAAAGAAACAAAAUUUGGAACCUUAUAUAGAAGAAAUAAAUCCAAACCUAUCUGAAACUUCCGUUACUGCUACAAAUGGAGCUGAAACUGAAAAACCAGCUAUUCAACGUAAAGUAUUUAAUAUUACUUUUAUUCCCAGAAACACAGCUAUUCCUACAUCCACACCAAACAAAACUAUUGUAAAAAUAAAAUCUAACAAAAAUGUAAACAAUACUUUACAAAAUAGAGCAAUUCAGAAUAGAAAUGACAGUCAUAGUAAGGCAGCAACCACCUCUAAGCAAGAUGGAACCAGUAUUUUAGAUACUAGCAUGUUUCCAUUCAAGAAUGAAGCUGAACAGAAUCUUAAAGAAAUCCCUGAAGAUGGCAGAUCCAAUCAGUUAGAAAGCAGCACAGUUGGAUCCAAAUAUGAAAUUUCAAAUAAAGAAGAACCUAGUGCAAUGAAAAGCAGAUCAAACAGAAAUUUGGAAAGAAGUCUAGUUUCAAUCAAAGAAAAAGAAGAACCAACCCCUAAAGAAAGCCAAUCGGGUCAGUUAGAAAAAAGCAUUAUUUUAGCUGCCAAUAAACAUGAUAGGCAGGUAGAAUCAAUUUUAAAAGACAGUAAAAACAGUUCAGUACAGGGAAAUAUAGUUCUAGCUGAGAAUAAACCCCAAGAAAAGAUAGAAUCAAACUCAAUAGUAAGAGGAAUUAAUAAUUUUAAAGCUAUGACACAAUCAGAACCUUUAUUUAUUAUGGGCACAGAUAAAGCAACUUAUGGUGAUACUGAAAGUAAGUCAUUAGGAGAUAAUAGAGUGUCAGAAAAAUCCAAAGAAGGUGCUGAUAUAGACGAGGAAGAUGCUAAAAAUAAAAAAAUUGUCGAUGCACUAUUAAAAUCGAACAGCUUUGUUAAACAAAUGUCUAAUUUGCUCAGGCAAAUGGUGUUAAGUGCACAUUUAGACCCGGUUACUCCAGACAACAAAACUAGUACAUCUUGUAUUCAAACAGAAAACAUAACCAUUAUUCAAACAGGUAGCAAACAGGACACAACCCAGCUGAAAGAAGAAAAUAAAAAAUUAGAAACACAUUUAAUGUAUCUUAAAGAAAACGUGGCGAAAUUGGAAAAUCAAUUGGAAGAUUUCAAAAAUCGUUUGAUCUCAUUAGAAAACAACUUAUUUAAUGGUAAACAAAAUAAGGAAGAUUUUGAUAAAAACGUCUUGAGAUUAUUUAAGGAACAGAAUUUGAAGAUACUAAAAGACAACGAAAAUUUAAAAAAUAAAAUUAAAAUACUGGAAUUGAACAUAACAAACCAAGAACUAAAAUUCAAAUUAUCAAUAAAGAAUCAGUCAGAGGAAAAUCAAAAACACAUUGACCAAAUAAAUAAUAAACUUAAAUCAAUCGAAGAUUCAUUGACUGAAACCGCUAAAAAAGACAUUAAACAUCCAAUAGUAAAUGGUAUCAAAAUACCUAAUGAAUAUGUCGAAACUCUUAUUACAAAAACUGUUACAGACACUUUAAAAAACCUUUUCAAUGGAAUAAAAAAUUAUAUAGAGAAUAGCGAACUAUUUACAAACGAAAAUAUUGAAGAUGCUUACAAAAUAUAUGAUUCCAGUUCAGAAGAGGCUACACCAAAUUGGUAUGUAAAAUGGACAAAAGAGUUUGAUAAACAUAAUCCGUCUUCUGGGCAUAGAUGGAAUAAGGGAGAUACCAGAACGUCUGAUAUUAUUGGCAAAUAUACAAAUAUUGGAGAGACCAAAAACCUAAAUGUUACAUCUAAAAACGUUGAUUAUGUAGAUCCAAGUAAAACAAAUCGAAAUUCAGAGCUCGAAGUAACACAUUCCAGCACUAAAAUUGAUGAUGAGCUUGCAACUAUGAAUAAUACUAGCAAUGAAAAUAGUGAUAGUAAAAAAAGCACUAAAAAGGAAAUUAAGUACGAACAUAGUCAUGCCUUAAAUGAACGUAAUAAAGACGAUGGUAAAGUUACAAUUAUUAAUUCUGAUAAAGAAACUUCUGUUGAAAAUAGAAUGAAUAAUAGUAAAAAACAAGAAAGUACUUAUAAAGCAAAUAACGAAAAUAAUACAGAAAACAAUUCAGAAAAACUAAAUCACCCUAAUAAAAACAAUAUUGAAAGGUAUCAAAACAACAAUAAAGAAAUAAAGAAAAAUGAUACGAAAAAAAAAAGUGAUAAUAGAGGGUUCAUUGACAGGAACCCUAAAAAAAUGAGUCACUCUCACGAUAGAGUUAAAACUCAGGUUUCAAGUCAAAAUAAUAAAGAAAAUGUAAGUCAAAAUAAAAAUACAUUAGAAACAAACAUUGAUUCUGACAAAAUGAAAAACUCUCCCAAUAGAGACAAUAAUUCAAAUAAAAAAAUAAAAGGAAAUAUUGGCCAUAGUAAGGAAAAUUUUAAAAUACCAAACACGGACCCUGCAAAAAUAGAAAAUUAUCACGAGAGAGACAAAAAUAAGGAUACAAGUGACAAAAAUGAGAAUACAAGUCAAAAAAUUAAAGAAAUUGAAAGUCAGUAUAAAGAUAAAUUGAAACUAUCCAAUAUGGACUCGGAAAAACUGGAAGCGUUUUACGAUAGAGACAAAAAUAAAGAAACACAUCAAAAAAAUAAUGAUAAAAUAAAUAUAUCGAUUACAGACUCUGAAAAACUGGAAAACACUCAUAAAUACAAUAAUGACUCAAGUCAAAAAAAUAAAGAAAAUGUAGAUCUCAAUAAAAAUAUUUUAAAAAAACCAAGCACGGACCCUGUGAAAAUCGAAACUUCUCAUAACAGAGACAAAAAUAAGGAAGCAAGUCAAACAAAUAAGGAACAUGUAAAUCACAAUAGAGAUAAAUUAAAAGUACCAAACACUGAUGUUAAAAAAACGAAAAACUCUUCUAAUGCAGACAAAAAUAAGGAUACAAGUCAAAAAAAUAAGGAACAUGCAAAUCACAAUAAAGAUAAAUUAAAAAUACCAAACAUCGAUCCUGAAAAAACAGAUAACUCUUCCAAUAGGGACAAAACUAAGAAUAUAAGUCCAAAUAUUAAAGAAAAUGUAAGUCGCCAUAAAGACAAAUUUAAAAUAUUAAAUACGGACCCUGAAAAUCUGGAAAACUCUCACAAUAGAGAUAAAAAUAAGGAUAAAAGUCAUAAGAAUGAAGAAAAUAUAGAUCACUAUAUAGAUAAAUUUAAAAUACCAAACAUGGACCCUGAUAAAAUGGAAACUCUUUACAAUAAAGAUAAAAAUGAAGAUAUAAGACAUAAAAAUAAAGAAAAUAUAGAUCACUAUAUAGAUAAAUUUAAAAUACCAAACAUGGACCCUGAUAAAAUAAAAACUCCUCUCAAUAAAAAUAAAAAUGAAGAUACAAGACAUAAAAAUAAAGAAAAUAUAAGUCGCGAUGAAGAUGACUUAAAAAUAAUAAACAAAAAUCAUGAAAAAACGAAAAACUCUCACCAUAGAGACACAAAUAAGGAUAGAAGUCAAAACAAUGAAGAAAAUGAAAGUGACAUUAUAGAUAAAUUAAACAUACCGAACACGGACCUUGAAAAAUUGGAAAACUCUCACGAUGGAGACAAAAGUAAGAAUACAAGUCAAAAAAACAAGGAACAUGCAAAUCACAAUAAAGAUAAAUUAAAAAUACCAAACAUUGAUCCUGAAAAAACGGAUAACUCUCCCAAUAGUGACAAAACUAAGAAUAAAAGUCCAAACAAUAAAGAAAAUGUAAGUCGCCAUAAAGAUAAAUUUAAAAUAUUAAACACGGACCCUGAAAAUAUGAAACACUCUCACAAUAGAAAUAAAAAUAAGGGUAAAAGUCAUAAGAAUGAAGAAAAUAUAGAUCACUACAUAGAUAAAUUUAAAAUACCAAACAUGGACCCUGAUAAAAUAAUAACUCCCCACAAUAAAAAUAAAAAUGAAGAUACAAGACAUAAAAACAAAGAAAAUAUAAGUCGCGAUGAAGAUAACUUAAAAAUAAUAAACAAGGAUCAUGAAAAAACGGAAAACUCUCACCAUAGAGACAAAAAUAAGGAUAGAAGUCCAAACGAUAAAGAAAAUGAAAGUGACAUUAUGGAUAAAUUAAACAUACCGAACAAGAACCAUGAAAAAUUGGAAAACUCUUAUGAUAGAGACAAAAAUAAGGUUACAAGUCAAAAAAAUAAAGAAAAUGUAGGUCAUAAUAAAAAUAAAUUAAAAAUAUCAAGCAAGAACCCUGAAACAGUUGACCAUUCUUACGAUAAAGACAAUAAUAGGCACGCAAGUCAAAAAAAUAAAGAAAGUGUGAGUCAAAAUAAAGAUAAAUUAAAAAUAACAAACAACAAUCAUGAAAGCAAGAAAAACUCUCACGAAAGAGAAACAAAUAAGGUCAAAAACCAAAAAGAUAUAAAUAAUGAACAAGAUAAAAGUAAAGUUUUGAACAUAAAGCCUGAAAAAAUUGAACAUCGUCACGAUAAAAGUAGAAAAGAUAAUAAAAACCACACAAAUACAAAAAAUGUAAGUGAUGGAGACAUGAUCCCUGAAACAACAGAACAAUUUUACGAUAAAAACAAAAAUAAGCCUAAUGAGCAUAUUGAACACGAGAAUACGUUCCCAACUUCAGAACCAGAACAUAUUGAAUAUGAUCAUGACAAAAACAAAAUUCAUGAUAAACACAAUGAAGGUAAAGAAACUGUAGACGAUAAUGAUACUAAUAAAGUUUUGAAUAUAAAUCCAGUAAAAAGCGAUUAUUUUCCUGAUGAAACCAAAAAUAUAAAAUAUAAAACUUCAGAGCCUGAAAAACACGAACACUCUCAAGAUACUGCCAAAAAUGACAAUAACAAUAAAGAUAAUAUUACUUUAGACCCAAAAAAACUGGAAAAAAUUCACAAAAACAAACAUAUGAAGAACAAAACAGAUAAAGAAAAUAUGAGUAACAGAGUAGAAAAAAGUGAACUCACGGAAAAAAUUGAACCCUAUAGCGAUAGAUACAAAACUAAGAAUAUAAAUCAUAUUAAUAGUGUAAAUGACGAUAAUAAUGAAACGAAACUUCCAAACAGUAACGAUACUGAAAUAUCUGAUGAUGAAAACAACAAAACGAUAAAAAUUUCUUCAGAUACUGGAAGCAGUUUAAGCAAUAAAAAUGUAUUAAAAACAUAUCCUCCCAUAAUAGAACAGCUUAAAAUGCGAAACGAUGAAACUGGAAAUAUUAAAUUGGAAAAAAGGGAAGGUGAUGAGUGGUCACACAUAACGAAUAUUGAUAAUAAUCAUUCUAGAGAACAUAACGAGAAUAAUAUUCCACUUAUAAGAUAUAAUUUAGAUAACACUUACUCUAGAAUUCAAAAAUACAAUCCUCAAAUAAAAAAAUAUAAUAUAAAACCAGAAAAAUCGAAUAUAUAUCACGCAGACCCCAGCGGAGAUGAAUUCCCUUACAUAAGCGAGGAUGAUGAUACAAAUUUAGAUAAUAUCUAUUUCAUGAAUCAAUAUUAUAAGAGUCAACUUGAACACAAAAAUUUGGAUAACGGACCGCAAAAUACAAAUAUUGGAUUUAAUCAUCAUAACGAACCCAAUGAAAAUGGUCUUCCUUACCAAAAUGAACCUGGAUAUAGAAAUCCAUAUAAUAGGCUGAAAAAUACAAAUAUUAGAAAAACUGAUCAUAAAAAACCCAAUUGGAGUGGUUCUAAAAAUAUCACACCAAAUAGACCUUCGAAUCCAAGUGACACAAAUUUCAGAAAUCAUUCUAAAGAAAUUAAUGAAAAUAAAAAAGGACAUACGAAUUUUGGCAAUCUAAAUAUUAUUAAUAAAAAAUAUAUUCCUAAAAGCAUUAACAGUAAUAUUGGAAUUAAUCAUUACAAAGAAAUCACUACAGAUAGUUUUCCAGGCAAUCUAAAUUUUAUGAAUAAAAAAUACGUACCUCAAAUACCAAAACACAAUAUUAUCGGCAUGAAUCAUUAUAAAGAAUCUACUGUGCGUGUUUCUCCUUCUAUGAGAGGACAUGCCCAUAAAAAUUCAGACGUGAUCAAUUCUGGGAAUAAAAAUUACAUACCUCUAAAAAAUAAAAAUCAUACUCAUAUAAGAGGCAGCAAAGAUUUUAAUAAUAUAGAAAAUUUUACUACCAAAGUCGUAGUCAUUAAUACAAAUCCUACAGUUCCGGAAACUGAUACGGACAGUGCUACGGAAAAUACUUCCGAAAUAAGUGGCAUUAAAGAUAUGGAAAAUCUUAAAAAGAACAGAAACUUCAAUGAAUCUAAUGACAAAGAUAAUGAUACAAAUCUUACAGCUUCUUUAACUGAAAAGAAUCCAGAUAAGGAAAACUAUUCAGAUAUCAAAGGAUUUAAAGACUUUAUUGAUAAAGAAAAUGAUAGUAAAGAAGAAGUAAUAAAUAUAGAUGAGGAAUCGAAUGUAAAUGACGUUAAAAAGGUUGAUAAUCUACGGUUUGACAAAUCGAUGACCUUUGGUGAUUUUAUUAGAAAUAGAAAUACAAAUAAUAUCGAUUAUAUUAAGGAAAACAAUAAAAGUAUUGAGAAUGAUCCAUUUAUGCAAAAUAAUAAUCCCAAACAAAUUAAAUUUUAUGAUAUGGUUUUAAAAUCUCUACAUCCUAAUACAAAUCGAGUUAUCAUGAAAACUAACAUAAUUGGAAAUAAUUAUAAAGACAAGAAAAAAUACAUCAACAAGAAUGCCAACAAUAAUCCCCUUGAACAAAAUAAAGACGUUUAUGAUGAAUAUGAUACUAAAGAAGUUGAUAAUAAUUAUAAUGAUGAGUAUUUUGGUAAAACCUUAAAUCACGAUAACUUUAAUUCUAAACAAAGCAAUGAAUUCAAAAAAUAUAUUGCUCAUGCCUAUAAGAAGCCUAAAUUAUUAGAUCAGGAUUAUUUUAUUAAAAGCACGAAUAAGAACCUUGGUAAGGAACAUAUGAUAACCAAUGGUUAUGGGAAAUAUGGAACUGGUGAUAAUCAUGCUGCUAGCAAAAUUAUAAGGCCAAAACCAAAUAGUAUUAUAAAAUAUAAUCGUGAUUACGAUAAUACAGACAUUAAUAAGAACUUUGAUAAUAUCGUGGGUCAAAAUUCUGAAAAGAAACAGCACAAGGCCGAGAAAUACAAAAUAGAUAUAGCUAGUAGUGCUAAAAAACUUAAAAAACCAAUUUAUAACUCCGAAAACGCACAACAACUCAUUGAUGAAAUUGGUAGGGAAUAUGACAUUUCUUCUGAUGAAUAUAAUGACAGUGAUAUUUUUCCUGAAGAAUAUGUCACCUCUUCUGCUGAAUACGAUGAACUGUCUUCCUUUGGUGAUGAAAGCGAUGAAAAACCAAUAAUUCAAUCAAAACACGGCCACAAAAACAGCAAAGGGAGACAUAAAAAGAAGAAAAAUAAACGGCGAAAACAUGGCAAAAAUAAAAAAAAGAUUAAAAAUUUACUAUCAAGUGUACCUCAAGUGGUACCAGAUAUAAGCCCAUCUAAUAAUGAAUCAACUAACAAUCAUCAAAAAGAUUCAGAAAAAUAUGACCUAAUAGGAGAUAAAAUAACAACGGAACAUAAAAGAUACAAAAGGCAAGAAAACAAAGAAGAUUACAUACCUAUUAUAGAGGCUGAAGAUUACGAUUAUUUUACUCAAAAUAUUAAAAAUCUGGCAAUGGAAUCUGAAGAUUACAAUGUACAGAAUACAGAAAUAAAUAAUAGAGAAAGAUCAACAAUCGCUACAAAAUCUAAAAUUGACGUAAGAAACAAAAAAAAUAAUCGAAAAUUAUCUAGAAAAAAAGCCGUAAUUGCUGUCUAUGACGAUAAUGAUGACAAUGAAGAUAAUACAAGUAGUAACGAUUCUAUAAUACAACAAGACGUAAGUACUAUCAGAAUAGAGCCAGAAGAUUAUGAGGAUUAUAGUGCACAUAAAAUACAAACUCCUAAAAAGAGAAUCGAAAACCACAGAAUCAAACUCGAACCAAAAUCAAAAAUAAAACGUAAAUUUAUAAAAGUAGAUGACGAAUAUAGUAAAAAUAACUCACCAACUUUAGGUACGAAUAAAACAGAGUUAUUAGUAAAUACAAGUAUAAAAAUUACGAAUAAAGGAAAACAAAUAAAUGAAGAUAAAUUGCUACAAAAACCUUCAUUUAGUUCUUCAAUUUUAAAAGAAGAAGAAGAAGACACACGCCAACAAGUUGAGAAACCAUUAGUUUCCGAAACUAUAUAUUUAAAAAUAAAUAACAAUCAAGCAGGUAAUACACAAUUAGAAAAACCUGUAAGCCACAAGCUACAAAGUACAAAUGAAAGCGGAGAAGAAAUAGAAGAAAAUCCUGUACAAAUAGAAGCUACUACAUCUAGAGCACCAAUUUUGAGGGACAAUAAUUAUGCUAAAAGUAAAUUUAAAAUAACAGACUAUCAAAAACAUGAUCCAAAGAUAAGAUAUCGAGAACUAGAGAGUACCAGUAACAUUGAAAAUUCUGUAGCUGUACCUGCAACACUACCCGAAGUGACAGCAAGCAACAGUCUUGUGAGAACACCAAAAGCAAUGACAAAUUUUUCAUCUGAAGAAAUUCAAAGAUCAUUUAAAGUUCCGACAGAAAAUGUACUUCACACAAAAUCUAAUAACACUAAAGCUUUGACACCAAUUUUGUUAACUUUACCAGAAAUAGAAACAGAAAAAGAAAUAAUAGGAAAUCAAACAUCAAAAUCAAGAAGUUUUCUUUCACAAGGUACCCUCAUAUCUACAACAGAACAUAUUAAAUUUUUAACAACAGAAAAUGUGUUGAAAGGUUUAUAUGAAACAGAAAAAUUAUCAAACGCACCACUUAUUACAGAAGGUAAAAUUAACGUAUUUAAUUCUAGACCUCUAGUUAUAGAUAUUAGAAAAUAUCAACAAGAUAAAGGAACAACAAAUAAUCAAGUAUUAGAACAUCCUGUAAAGCAACAUUCUAAUGACAGUAACUCUAAUGUAUUUAAUGCUAAUACCAUAAGUCUAUCAGAAGUAGAGUCAAGUGACAAACUCACCGAACUAUCAGAAAUGAAAACAAAAAUGUCUUCUCUAAACAAAGAAGUAAAUUCACGUACUCUUAAAGCUGAUGGAGUUGAAACAAAAUCAGCUCCGGAACUAAGUACAAAAAAUCAAAAUAAAGAAUCUGAUAGGAUUAGUAGCUCUAAUGUUACCAUAGAAUCAAAUCUGCAAGAUCGAACAGAAGAUCAAAGAUACAAAUUUAAAACAGACUGUGAACAAGACGAUAUAACUUCAAACUAUCCAGUACUAGAAAAACCAGUGGUUCAAAAAUGCAAUAGCAUUAAAAAAAUUGGAAUCACCGAAGCUGUUACACCAACAACUGCAGAAUUAGCUUCAAGAGCGGAUUCGCAAGAAACAUAUACAACUCCAAAGAUGAUGAAAAAACGAAAUCAUUCGAUAAUAUCUGAAGAUGUAAAAAAUGACACAGAAAAAAAUCUGAGCCGCCAGAAUGUAUCCCAAUUCUUUAGACUACAAAAAGUGACACCAAAAACAGAUUACGAAGAGCUCUCUCAAUCCCAUAAUAAUAAAACGCAAAGUAUUAGUUUAAAAGCAUCUCAAUUACCAACAACAAAAACAUAUGUAAACGGAGAAAUUAAUAAAGAAAUAGAAGAAAGCACAAACGGUAUUCGAUCUGCAGAAAUUUUACAAUUUAAAUCAGAAUUGAAUCACGGGAAUAAUGAUUUUAAAACAAAAAGUAAAAAUUUAAGUCAAAUACCUAUCACUGCAGAAAAAGAAAAAUAUGAAAAAUUUGGACAAGCAGAGUCUCAAAUUUUUGAGAUACAAGAUGGAUUAAAGCCAACUUCGGUAGUAGAAGAAGAUGAAAUUGAAAAUGUAGAACAUAUGGGAGAUCAAGAAACAAAAGAAAUAUUAAACAAAACCUACUUGACUAACGUAUUAAAAAAAGACCAAAUUAGAACAAGAUCCCAAGCAACACCAAAGAAUAUUCUUCAAAUUAACCACGUUCCGCUUUCUAAAAAAAUAUCUAUGACUCCAGAUAUAAACAAAAGUGAAGAAAAUAAAGAAACAUCAUUGGGAGAAAAGCAUACCAGGAAGGCUAAAUAUUUUACUAAAUCUGGCCAAAAAUUUAAUUCUUUUUCUCCAAAAUAUACUGGAAGAAUAUCAUCAAGGCAAAGUUACAGAUCUGUUGGAGAUACGAGUAGAAUAAAUGAAAGAAGUAGACAUAAUAGAAAGGAAAAUGGUCUACCUUUAAAAAGAUUUUACGGAGGAAGCACCUCAGAACGCAAAAAGAGAAAAAUAAGGCAAAGUCAUGCUAUUAAAACAAGACAAGAUGGUGCUGCAAUGAUAUCCGCAAUAAAAGAAGAUACAGCAAAUUUACAAAAUAGAUUGAUGCAAAUGGAAAAGAAUAUAAAUAGUCAUUCUUUUACAAUGAACGAUAUACAAAACGAUAUAAGUUUCCUAUUAAGUGAUAUAAAAGAAAUUAGAAACAAGUUUAAAAAGGAAGAGAAAUUAUUUGAAUCCACAAUUGAUUUACAAAAGUUGGAAACAGAAAAGUUGAGCAAACAAGUUGAAAAUUUGGAAGCGGACGUUAAAUCCAUGGAAGAAAAAACAAAACUUUAUUACAAAGAUGAAAGUAAUGUCGCAAUACAGUUAAAACAAGUCAAAGAAACUGUUAAUAGUAUUCCAGACAUUCAAAUUUCUUUGGAUGAUUUGCUACAUCGACUGGAUAGACUCGAGAAUCACACAAAAUUUGUAACAAAUUUUGAAUCCAAACUAAGCGAUAUUCCGAAGCCAAACGAACAACAACAAAAACAACCACAACUCAAAGAACCAGAGCAAAAACAACAACGGGAACAGCAACAAGAACAACAAAAACAACCAAAUCAACAGGAACAGCAACAAGAACAACAACAAGAACAACAACAAGAACAAAAACAAGAACAACAACAAGAACAACAACAAGAACAACAACAACGAGAACAACAACGAGAACAACAACGAGAACCACAACAAGAACAACAACGAGAACAACAACAACGAGAACAACAACAACGAGAACAACAACAACAACGAGAACAAGAUCAACAACAAGAAAAACAACAUCAAGAAAAACAACAACAACAAAUAUAUAAUUUAAGCAAUAAAGUGGAAAUUUUAAGCAACAAAACUGACAACGAAAUUAUACUUAACAACAGAUUGCAAACAAAUAUGGAGUUAAUAAAAAGUGAAUUCGAAACUUCUGUGAAUGAAAUGAAAGAAGAAAUGUCUUCAUUGCACAAAAGCUUAGAAGAUUUGGCUAAACAAUUCGAGACUUUAAAGUUAGAACAUGAUGAUCAGGAUCAGGAUAAUUGGAGACAUUUUAUGAAUAAGGUGGAUAAAACUCAUAACCAUAAGGAAGCAAUACUUAUGAAGAACCAGAAGCAUUUAGAAGAGAGGUUGGAAAAGAUUAUAAAGGAUUUAAAAAAUAAAGAUCUACUUAAAAACACUAACAACGUCAACAAUAAAAUAAGCGAACAAAAAUAUUUGAGGUCUUUAAAGUUAAAAGAAGCAGUCCGAAACCAAAAUGAACGAAAUAAUAUAUCGCAUUUGAGGAAAAAGCAUCAACAUAGAAAAAAAAUCGUUCCUGAAAUAAAUCAAAGUAUUGAGUCUUUUAAAAUUAUUAAAAUUAAUCUACCACCGCAUUUGAGAAAAAUGGGACAUCAUAAUAGCGAGGUCGUUAUUAAGGCCAAGUUAAUUUAAUAUUCUAUGAAAAUUAUAAUAUAAAGAAAGGUUGAUUUUAUAAAAAGUUCCUGAAAAAACAUUUUUUCUUCUAUUGAUUAAAUAACGGGAUU
Molecule: messenger RNA, 11816 nt
Organism: Psylliodes chrysocephalus
Lineage: Eukaryota; Metazoa; Arthropoda; Insecta; Coleoptera; Chrysomelidae
Source: the annotation of a GenBank genome assembly